Messenger RNA from Poeciliopsis prolifica (blackstripe livebearer), 6342 nucleotides. It is a transcript of the gene irs2b, whose product is annotated as insulin receptor substrate 2b. The record is from RefSeq and is a predicted model, not a curated record. Bases 259 to 3594 code for a protein of 1111 amino acids. Gene Ontology annotation, biological process: insulin receptor signaling pathway. Gene Ontology annotation, cellular component: cytosol; plasma membrane. Gene Ontology annotation, molecular function: insulin receptor binding; phosphatidylinositol 3-kinase binding. The transcript is spliced from 2 exons. Lineage: Eukaryota; Metazoa; Chordata; Actinopteri; Cyprinodontiformes; Poeciliidae.
UUCCUUUUUUUAAGCCAAAGCUGGAUGUGUGGAUCGUCACAUGUUGUUUCCUCUCUUCAGUCUGCACAUCAGCCGGCAUGCGUUAUUUACUGCUUGGCUGCGGGAGAAGACGAGCGCACGUACGGCUCUGGAAAUAGAGGACUAAACAUAAAGCGCGGAGUUUCUUUUCUCUCUCUCUCUUUUUUUUUUCUUCUUUUCGUCUAGCGACUCCUGGAAACCCAAGCGCUGCGGUCUGGUCUGGACCAGAGGAGCACGAGAAUGGCGAGUCCGCCAACCACGGGCGGCCAGGCGCUGAUGACCGGCACCAGUAAUACAAAUAAUAACAGCGCGAAGAAAUGUGGAUAUCUGAAGAAGCAGAAACACGGACACAAGCGCUUUUUCGUUUUAAAGGAGCCGUGCGAAGGAUUCCCUGCCCGGCUGGAGUACUACGAGAACGAGAAGAAAUGGAGGAACAAGUCCGCCGCCAAGAGAGUUGUUCCCCUGGACUGCUGCCUCAACGUCAGCAAGAGAGCGGACGCGAAACACAAGUAUCUCAUUGCUCUUUACACCAAGGACGAGUAUUUUGCCGUGGCGGCGGAAAACGAGCAAGAGCAGGAGAACUGGUACCGGGCGCUGACGGACCUAAUGGCCGAGGGGAAAGCGUGUGACGGCUCGGCGUCCAACUCUGCGUCCUCACUGGUUGGCUUCGACGAGACGAGUUACGGUGUAAUAACGCCGGUGGCCGCCGCCUACAAGGAGGUAUGGCAGGUUAACCUCAAAUCCAGGGGACUGGGGCAGAGUAGGAAUCUGACCGGCGUGUACAGGCUCUGUCUCUCCAGCCGAAUGAUCAGCUUUGUUAAACUCAACUCGGAGGUCGCCUCUGUCGUACUACAGCUGAUGAACAUCAGAAGGUGCGGCCACUCCGACAGCUUUUUCUUCAUCGAGGUGGGUCGAUCUGCAGCCAUCGGUCCAGGGGAGCUGUGGAUGCAAGCUGAUGACUCAGUAGUGGCUCAGAAUAUCCACGAAACUAUCCUAGAGGCCAUGAAAGCCAUGAAGGAGCUGUCGGAGUUCCGCCCGCGCAGCAAAAGUCAGUCAUCUAGCACCAACCCCAUCUCUGUGCCAACAAGGAGGCAUCUGAAUAAUCUCCCACCGAGCCAGACCGGCCUCCCCCGGAGGACACGUACUGACAGCACCUCUGCCACAUCUCCUGUGAGUAGUAAAUGCCUGUCUUGUCGCAUACGCACAGCCAGCGAGGGCGAUGGCACCAUGACACGCCCAAUGUCUGUCACCGGCAGCCCCCUCAGCCCAGGGGUCCACAGGACCCUCCUGAGCCGGUCUCACACCAUAACAGCACGACCCUCCUUGACUUUUGAGUCUUCUACUCUCCAGCACAGUAAGUCCAUGUCUAUGCCCCUGUCUCAUUCUCCGCCUGUGGCCACCCCAUGCUCAGGACAUGUGUCCAACUGUGUGGACAGCAACGUCCCCCGCCCCUCCAGCUGCAGUGCAUCAUUCUCAGGCUCUCCCAGUGAUGCAGGCUUUAUAUCAUGUGAAGAAUAUGGCUCCAGCCCUGCUGAUGUACGGGACCUCAGGUUACCCUUAACUCUUCGCAGCAACACUCCUGAAUCUCUGAAAGCAGACACCCCUCCCUCCAGGGAUGGGAGUGAACUUGAUGGCUACAUGGUGAUGGAGAGGCAAAAUCAGAAUGGUUACCGGCGGCUGUCAGAGCUGGAUAAAGUGUAUCGAAAGCGAACGUACUCCCUCACUACCCCCCGCCAGCAGAGGCGACCCCCUCAGGUGUCCUCAGCUUCUCUGGAUGAAUACACUCUCAUGAGAGCCACAUACACCAGUGGAAGCCGGACUUCUUUGAGGUGUCACACGGCCUCACCUAAAGGAAGUGGACUAGAAGAUUACAGGGAUGUUCACAUCAGCUCUAACAGUCUCCAAGGUGACAGCGGCUACAUGCCAAUGAUGCCCGGAGUUGCACCCAAGACUCCAGGGUCCAAGGAUGACCCCUACAUGCCUAUGAGCCCUAUGUGUGUUUCUGCUCCAAAGCAGAUCAUCAAUCCACGUUCACACGCUUGCACUGCAGGGCUAGCCCCACGCAUUGACUCCCCUGGGAGUAUUUCUCUGGAGGACAAUGGCUACAUGCCUAUGUGGUGCGGACACAAAAUGUCAGUGGAAAGCAGUGAUGGAAAGCCAAGCAAUGGAGAGUAUCUGUACAUGUCUCCCGUUGACACUCUGGUUUCUCUCACACCCCCAGAGUACCUUCUCAGCCUCUCAGGAGACCCCCAGCCCCACCACAGACAGCCUUAUUGUUACAACUCCCUACCAAGAUCAGUCAAAGGACAGUUGCAGCGAACUGGGUCUGCUGACACCGACCAGUAUGUUGUAAUGAGUUUACAAAGACAACGGAUAGAAGAAGAGUCAAACGGUAGUCCCGUCUCACCCGGAGAAUCUGGAACCAGCAGUACCCCAGAUACGCCAACCACUCCAUCUUCUCUCCCUUCUCCUCUAAAACUGAUUCGAUCAGACGGAGGCCUGUUGCAUCGCAGCAGGGUGUGCCGGCCCACCCGCCUGGCUCUGGAAUCCCUUCGAACACUACCAUGUAUGAGUGAGCAUCCCCUUCCCUCAGAACCUCGCAGCCCUGGAGAGUACAUCAACAUUGAUUUUGGUAGUACUGCCAAAGUCCCACUGUUGGAGAGCUCAGAGGCUGGAAGCGUAAUGUGUACAAUGGAGGGAUCACUGUCUCUGUCAGACUAUGCUAACAUCGACAUCAAUUCAUCGGUUCAUCGCCAAUCACAGCAAGUAGAAAGUUCCCACCCAACAGGGUGUCUUAACCAUACAUCUGAUGUCUUGAUGUGCUCCAGCAUGGUGAGCAACCAGCAGGACACACAGAGAGUUGAAGGGAAGGAGGAUGAAAAGAGAAUGGAGGGAGAGACAAAGACAAUGGGACAGAAAGGGAGUCCUGAAUGUGAGCCUGCUAUUACCAAAGGUGACUACACUGAGAUGACCUUUGGUCCUCCUGGUCCUUUAUCUGUUCUCUGUGCCACUGAUGCCACCCCCCUCCCCACCAGCCCCACUGCAUGUGUGAAGAGACUCAGUCUUGAAAGCAGCUUAGUGGAUGUGGUUCCCCCUGUGCCAGUGGAUUCUUUCCUACUUGGGGCACCAUCAUUAUCUCUCAGUGUUGUAGAUCCAGACCGGGGGGCCAAGGUUAUCCGGGCUGACCCUCAGGGGCGUCGCCGCCAUAGCUCCGAGACCUUCUCCUCCACCACCACUGUGACGCCUGUGUGCCCGUCUUUUGCCCAUGACACCAAGCGGCACAGCUCCGCUUCUGUGGAGAACGUGUCCCACUCUGUCCACAGCUCUGAGGAGCCCGGCGAGGACCACAGCAGCCCCAUGUGCAGGGAAACGUCAGCAGGAUAUCAAAACGGACUGAACUAUAUUGCCUUAAACUUGAUGGAAGGGAACCUCGGAACAGGCAGGUUAGGUGGAUGCGACGAAUUCCUGAGGUUCAAAACGACUUGCGGCUGCAAAGGGGGUCUAAAUGGGUUCAGCGCCAGCCCCUACGCCAGCAUGGGAUUCAAGGAGACUACUACUGCUGCUGUGAAAGAAUGAAGACUGAUGGGUCUUCCCACCUCUCCUCCUCUUCUUCUUCCUCCCCUUCCUGUGAAAGUGAAACUCCGCUGUAUCCAGAUGAUUAAGUCACCACUGCAACAGUUGGACAGCUGACGUCCCUUAACCUCUUCGCUGCCCUCUGUGGGGGGUUUGGAGACGGCCAUAACCAUGGAAACACAGACGUUUGACCCUUGACCUACAUCCCUCCUCUCCUUUUUUCUCAGCACCCAAACAUCCAGGUGCCAUUGCUGCUGUAGUGCUAGACCAAGAACUCCGACAGAAUAUGAAACUCUUAACACUAGAUAGGUAACUUUAUCUCAUUUCCUAGGCCUUCAAUCUCUUCUGCAGUAGUUUAUUACAGCAUUUACUGUAGUAGUUUAUUCCAUUUACAGACUUAGAAUUGGAUUUUAUUUUGGCUUCAGCCAAGUAGUUGUCAGACUUUUCUCACCUGAAAACCUGUGAACCAAACCUGGAGAGCAUGCGUACGCAAUUACAUGCAAAGAAAAAAAAAAAACCUUUCAUGAAUACUGAUAUAUAUUUAUUUAUUUAUCUAUGAUGUAUGUAUGUAUUAAAUGAAAAGGGUGUGAGAAUCUGCAUACAGGGUUGAGCUGCAAAAAGAAGAUAGCAUUUGUGGAGCUUAUUUAAAAGUCAAAGGUAAUGUCUACUUACACAAGAAAAGAAAAAAACCCUACCUCAGCACUGAGUCAAACAGUAGAAAUAUAUAUGAAAUAUUUAUUUUCAGAGGUGAAUGUUAAAAUAAAAUGCAAAAAAAGUACAAAAAAACCCCCCAUCAAUCCAAAGCCUUACUCUCGCCAUCAGCCUCAUUCUGAUGGAUCCCUUCAGUUUGGACCUUUAAAUACACAGUAUCAAAGAUUUACAUGAUCAUUUUAACUGACUGAAUGUUUAUCAGAGCCAGCCUCUCUGAGAUUAAGUUCCGUAUCUUGCCACAUCUAUAACAAAAGUGAUGUAUUCAAAGACCAGAGUAAUAUAUCUAUUGUGAUCCAUGACAUGGUUUUUCACACAGAGAUAAUUAAUGCCAGGAUGACCUUAGUAGCACCACAGGCGCGCGCAGCAGAGCAUCACAUCUGUGUCUGCCUGUCUGAGCACAAGUCUCAUUUCACCUGUGACAUGCUGCAGGAAACGAUGACCCACCUGGACUGGGCAUGGACCGGUGUGAGAUUCUAAAGUGAUGACAACUUUGGAGAAAAACACCAGUUUCACAGUAUCAAGGCAUUUAUUUAUUUUGACAAAGAGCUAAUCAGGAAAUUUAUGAUAAGAAUAUAAAAUGUUGGGAUCAUUUUCAAGGGCGUGCUAUGUAGACUGAGAUAUUAAUGAGCAGGUUAAUUAUAGGCCAGUUUGCCAGUAAAAUAUUUUUACUUUAACAAGAGCAACAAACACUCAUGUUUCCACAGCAUGACUGCCCUUGUUUUUGCCAACCAGAAAUAUUUCCAAACAGCUGAAUCGGUCUUUCUCAUAAGCGAGGGAAGAGCGAGGCACCCUUGUUUCAGCCAGCUAACCAGCAGUGGCAAUCGCUGAAAAUGAAAAUAUGGCAGAACAUGUUGACAGCUAUAAAAGUUCAACUUUUUGAAAGCCUUGACAACAGAAACCGGUCCAUGCCCAGUCAGGACAAGCGUCAGGAGAAUGAAUGUUUGCGAGCGAUUUAUACAGCCUAGGAUAGUAUUUGUCCCUCACCUGAUGCCUCAUUGCAGCGCUCUGUCACCAAAGCAAUGUGGCACACAAACCUUGCAGGACCACAGGGCCCCGCCCUUUGAUUAGGCUUCUCUGCGCGGUCCUGCAUUUACAAACUUUCCAGAUUGUAACACGAGACACGCUGAAUGUAGUACGUGCUGUGUUCUGAGCCUGGGAACGCAGGCUUCAACAAGGCGACAUCCAGAUGUACUCAACGCAAACCACCACACUUACACUCGCCGAACGAAAACCAAGGGAAGCAUUUUAUUUAACUCACAGGUACCUUCGCCUAUAUAGUGUAGAUAAUGCGGUGUUACAGACAAUUACAUCUGAGCAAUUGCUGAGAAAAUUUCAGAGGUGUUAAGUUAAAGAAUAUGUUUGUACUGUACAUAGUAUGUGUUUGAGUGAAUUUUUUUCCUGACACAACAAAAGCACUAAUUAAGUUAUACGAUGACCAACAAGGUUUGGCUUUUGAUUUAUUUUUUCUUUUCUUUUCUUUUACUGUCUUGCAAAAUGGAUGCCACUAUGAGGACAUUUUCUAAUGCUGUAGUUCUGGAAUAUAAAAUAAAAAAAUAGAGAGAAAAUAAUGAUUAAUACUUGACACAAUUACUUCUUGAUACUUAGGUACGACACACAUGGCAUCUAUGCAAUAUUUACACCUUUCGAAAAAUUAGUUUACAUAGAUGAACCAAAUGUAGAAAUAAUGUUGAUAAUGUUUUUUAAAAAAAUGAAAUCAAAAAUGUUUGCCAUUUGUACAAUUUUGUCCUCAGAUUUUGAAAUGGAAAAUCUUUUGGCUUUUUUUUUUCAUUUCUUUUGGCUAAUGAACUAUUUUUGGCGUUUUGAGCAGUGUUUUGCAUUUUGGAAAAUGUUUUUAUUCAGCAUCAUAAAAAAGGUUACGACAUGGGCUUUGGCUUGCCUUGCUGUGUCUUCAUUGUAAAUAUUUCAUAUCAUGCACAUUGUGAUGCUACUAAGAAAUGAUAAUUUAAACUUAGCUUAUUGCUUUAGAUUGUAUUGAUUCUUUAUAGAUACAUGCAAUAAAUGAUAUUUAAGAAAAUUGAA